AUGGCGCCGGCCGCCCGCGCCGCUCCCCACUCCCCCGAGGACAAGUCCUCUGAGGGCGCGGCGCCCAGGAAGCGAUGGGGGAUCGAGGAGGUGGGCGAGAUCGACUCCGAUGGGGCGACGGAGGAGGAGGAGGACUCGAGCGGGGAUGACGAUUUUGAGGACAUGGGAGUGAUUGGGGUCAAGCGGCGCGGGUGUCAACCCUGGGACCAGAGCAUCUCCGGGGGAAGCUCCAAGGAGAGGAGGCUCGAUGACAGCCCAAGGACACCACCGCGAGCUGCACCAGAGUAUUCACAGUUUGUGCAGAAGGAAGAUGCACUAGAGUCCCUGGCAAGCACAGAGCCAGCUGGCUCAGGGGCAUUCGCAACACCAAUGGAGGAACUCAGCUAUGGUGUCCCCCCUGUAGGGACGUGGCAGAGGGACCCUGAGGCACUCAUGGGGCUGUUUGAACCUGGAAGCCCAGGGCCCACUCCCGAUGAGUGUGGGCCAGAUGAAGCAAUGAGCACUGGGAAGUCAAGUUCAGAGGCCGAUGCAUUGUCACCGGUUGAGGGUUUGGUGGACAUUGGGCUAUCGCCAGAAUUGGAGACAUCUCCUGAAGGGGAACGCCGUCUUGACAAGAGACUGACUUGUUGGAAGGAGAACAGCACGUGGCUCAAAGAAGCCAUUGAUGACUCUUGUCAAGGAGAUCGCGAUUGCACUGCACUAGUUCCCAACAGCAACCUCCUCUCCACUCUUCCUGCCUCAGUCACAGACUCCCUGGAUGCCUCCCAAUCCCAAACCUAUGACAUGCUGGUGGAUGAUGGGUGCAUGCUGGGCAAGACAUUCAGGGUCGGAUGGGGGCCUCGAAACAUAUAUGCAGUCAGGACAGGCUCCACGAGGGUGACCAUCUGCAGGGCUUCACUCCAAUCAGAGGCGGAUGAGGAUUCCAGAGACAGGCUACGCGAGCGUGUGUGCCUGGGCUUGAGAACCCUGCAUGCUCACAGCGAGUGCCAUGGUGGCCGGCAUCCCUCCGGCAUACCCUCACUGGCAGACAGCGGCCAUCCCUCCAGUGGGGUUCUACCAUCCUGGCGGCUGGUGUCAAGCCCAGGGGCCUUGUCACAGCUGACGGACGAGAUCCAGGAUGCGCUGGUGGGCUUUGCGGGAUCUCACAAGUUUGCCAGUGGCGAGGGAUCUGAUGAAAAAGAGGCUGUCCUGCAUGAGGCCUGCACUUGGGAGCUUGUGAAGAAAUUGUUCGCAGAGGACAUGUCAGAAGAAGACCCCAUGAUGAGACUCUUUCGGAGACGAGCCAACGUUGGCGAGUGGCUGGCGCUCAUGACCAAGGAACGAGUUUUGCAAGAACUCGAUGCCCUGUGCUCCGAAUCGGUGGAUCCUGGUGACGAGGACGUGUUUCUGAAGGCAGUUGCCAUACUCCUGAGCGGCCACAACCUGUUCAAAGCCUCAGUGUUGUCUGCCUCCCGGCGCGACUCGCGACUCGCUGCUCUCCUUUCAGUGGCGGGCGGGUACCGCUGCAUGCGGGAUUCUCUAAGAAGCGAGGUGGGCAGCAUAAUGAAGGAUGGGAGGGCAGUGGGGUAUCUGCCAGAGCGCUUGGGCAUCUACCAGCUGCUGAUGGGGAACUCGAAGUGGAUUGAGAAGACGCUGGACCUUGAUUGGCGGCAAUCUCUGGGGAUAUACCUCUG
This is a messenger RNA of Ostreobium quekettii, 1673 nucleotides long. The record is from the annotation of a GenBank genome assembly. Lineage: Eukaryota; Viridiplantae; Chlorophyta; Ulvophyceae; Bryopsidales; Ostreobiaceae.